AAUCAAAUCCUUUAAACAAAAAAAUGUCUCUCUUCUUCCUUGUUCCUUCUUUUUGUCUCUUCUGUUAUAGCUGCGAUCGCUGUGUUCACCAAUCCAAAGUUGCUUAUUUUUCCAGUGCUUCUGCUCUUCUCUCGGGUGCGUGUGGUUAUGGAAAUUUAGCAAUAGGCUUCAAUGGAGGUCGACUUGCCGCUGCUGUUCCUAAACUUUACAAUAAUGGUGCUGGAUGUGGUGCUUGUUAUCAGAUAAGAUGUAAGGACCCAAAAAUUUGUUCAAAACAUGGAACAACUGUAAUGGUUACUGAUCUAAAUACGAAUAACCAGACUGAUUUUGUGAUCAGUAGCAGAGCUUUUAUGGCUAUGGCCAUUGAGGGAAAAGCUAAAGACGUUCUCAAAUUGGGAAUCGCCGAUGUUGAAUACAAAAGAGUUCCUUGUGAUUACAAAGGCAAGAAUUUGGCUGUUCGAGUAGAUGAAUCAAGCCAGAAGCCAUAUUACCUAGCAAUUAGCAUCUUCUACCAGGGUGGUCAAACUGAAAUUGUCAGUGUUGAUGUUGCUCAGGUUGGAUCGUCGAACUGGAACUUCUUGACCCGAAACCACGGAGCAAUUUGGGACACAAGCAGAGUGCCAAGUGGGGCAUUGCAAUUUAGGUUUGUGGUGACAGCAGGGUACGAUGGCAAGUGGAUUUGGGCUAAAUCAGUGCUGCCAUCAGAUUGGAAAAUGGGGGUGAUUUAUGAUACUGGAGUUCAAAUCACUGACAUUGCUCAAGAGGGUUGUUCCCCAUGUGAUGAUGGAAGUUGGAAAACUUAAUUAGUUUUUUUUUUCUCUUCUUCUUAACUGUAACAAUUCGUGUGAAUACACACACACAGAGAA
Messenger RNA from Solanum tuberosum (potato), 866 nucleotides. It is a transcript of the gene EXLA1, whose product is annotated as expansin-like protein precursor. Lineage: Eukaryota; Viridiplantae; Streptophyta; Magnoliopsida; Solanales; Solanaceae. The record is from RefSeq and is marked provisional. Gene Ontology annotation, cellular component: plasmodesma; plant-type cell wall; extracellular region.